CGAAGUUAAUAAUGGAGUGGGAAAACCAACAAAUUGUACAGCAACUUGCAGAGGAAGUUAAUAAUGGAGGAAUUUUUGUGAAGGUGAUGACAAAUGAACAAAUUGAAAUCCUCCGCAAGCAGAUCGCUGUUUACGCCUUCGUUUGUGAACAACUUGUCCAUUACCACAAAUCCCUCACUCUUCAACACAAUCUUGAAGGCGUGCUCGAUCAAAAAGGAAGCAACAGGCUGAACCACCAAAUACUGCUGAACCAGAAGUGGAGACAGAUGUUGAGUCCCCAAAUGAGAAUGAGACAGAGCCAGAGGAUUUUCAGCCUCGGCACGCCCUGAGUUCAAGGACUGAAGAUCUCAGUUACCAAAACCUCGACGCUAGUUCUGCAAUGCAUUCCAUGGAUCCACCACGAACAAAGGAAGCCUGAAAGCAUGUUGCCUCCAGAAGGCAGUUUGAAGCAUGGUGGGAGUUUUGGUCAAGUGUCUAUGGGGACUAGG
This is a messenger RNA of Olea europaea var. sylvestris, 488 nucleotides long. Its product is annotated as WUSCHEL-related homeobox 14-like. Lineage: Eukaryota; Viridiplantae; Streptophyta; Magnoliopsida; Lamiales; Oleaceae. Gene Ontology annotation, molecular function: DNA-binding transcription factor activity. The record is from RefSeq and is a predicted model, not a curated record. The coding region runs from base 12 to 329 and encodes 105 amino acids. The transcript has 2 exons.